Molecule: messenger RNA, 1807 nt
Organism: Nymphaea colorata (pocket water lily)
Lineage: Eukaryota; Viridiplantae; Streptophyta; Magnoliopsida; Nymphaeales; Nymphaeaceae
Exons: 5
Coding region: 153-1640 (495 amino acids)
Biological process (GO): peptidyl-lysine monomethylation
Cellular component (GO): nucleus
Molecular function (GO): protein binding; protein-lysine N-methyltransferase activity
Source: RefSeq, a predicted model, not a curated record
AACAAAGAAUUUUUGGGCGCAACCAACUUCCCAGACUUUCCGAGCCCCCUCUAAAACCCUACUCAUCGAGCGCUAAUGGCUGGUGUCGAAACUCUAGAAGGUUGUAACUUCUUACUGCAAAAGCUACUCAGAGAGGGAGAGAGAGCAUCUGGAUGACGAGGAGUUUACGUGCAUUGAAACGAUGGAUGAGGUCUCAAGGUAUCGAGUACAGCGACGCUCUCGUGUUCACCGAUGGAGAACGAGGUUUUGGGGUGAAGACCCUUUUCGACUUGGAGGAGGGCGAAUUGAUCGCCUGCAUCCCCAAGACUGCUUGUCUUACGAUCAAGACGUCCGCGGCGCGUAAACUGAUCGAAGAAAUGGAGUUGGAUGGUGCGCUUGGCCUCGCUGUGGCUAUAAUGUACGAGAGAAGCAUAGGGGAGAAGUCCACGUGGUAUGGCUAUCUUCAGUUUCUGCCCGAGAAGGAAUGCGUGCCUCUGCUUUGGAGUUCAGAGGAAAUUGAUACUUGUCUUGUUGGAACUGAGCUCCACAAGAUAGUAAAAGAGGACAAGAAACUUGUUUGUCAGGACUGGAAGGAGUGCAUCCGGCCGCUUCUGGAUGAUGAAGAUUUGAAGCUUGAUCCUUGCCAUUUUGGCGUUGAGCAGUAUUUCUUUGCCAAAAGUCUCAUUGCAUCUCGGUCGUUCGAAGUAGAUGAUUAUCAUGGUUUCGGAAUGGUUCCUUUGGCGGAUAUCUUUAAUCACAAGACUGGAGCGGAAGAUGUUCACUUCACGCUCACUUCUUAUAGUUCUGAUGCUGAGGAGGAAGAAUCAGCUAUGGAUCUUGACCAGAAAUCAACUGCUUCUCAUUAUGAUGGUCCUUCUAGAAAUUCAUAUUUAAAUGCAAAUGAUGGAGAUAUCAUCAAUCAUAUGAAGGAUUCUACAUCUUCAAGUCCAGAAGAAUUUCCAGAAGUUCUUGAAAUGAUCAUGGUGCGAGAUGUUAAGGCUGGAUGUGAGGUGUUCAAUACAUAUGGUAAUUUGGGCAAUGCUGCCUUGCUGCACAGAUAUGGCUUUACUGAGCCUGAUAAUCCAUUUGACAUUGUGAAUAUGGACCUUGGUCUUGUAUGCGAAUGGAGCUCAUCAUCCUUCUCUAGUCGUUACAGUCGAUCCCGGUUGUCAACAUGGAGGAAGAUGGGAUUCUCUGGGUGUAUUAGCGAGAAGUCAGAAUAUUUCGAAAUUUCUUCAUGCGGGCAGCCUCAGCCAGAGCUUGUGGUUCUAUUGUACGUCAUGUGCUUGCCGGAGAAUGCGUAUACAAAGCUCUGCUACCAUGUACCUCCCUUUGAAGACAGGGAUGAUGCCUUGAAGUUCCAGUUGUUUGGUGAGAUCAUAGACACAGUAUUUGGCAGAAAAAUUACAGAAAAGGGGGAUUGGAUGCUAACUGGUCGUGUAUGUGAUGCACUUAUUUCUCUUGCUCAUAUGCGAGAAAGGCUAUAUGGUUCCACUUCGUUGGUAGAAGACAUGGAGUCACUGAGCAAAUGCUUGAGUUUGGAACAGCCAAAGUUGCAUGGUUCGUUGUCCCUACGAAUAAGCGAGCGGACUAUUCUUGGUAAGCUGAGAACGUACGCUAAUCAUGCGCGCAGAAAGAAGAAACAUGUUUCUUCUUCAUGAGCAGUUGGUGAAUUGGAGUUACAUGCCUGCUGCCAUGCCUAUUCUUCCAUUGGGAUAUUUACCGCUAAUUUAAUCGCUUCAUGGGGAAAUUUUUGUCAUUGUUUCUAUUGUUUGCGGGAAAAACAUUUCUUGGUUGAUUGAGAAAAAAAACCAUGUUUCUCUCUCUA